This is a messenger RNA of Salvia splendens (bonfire salvia), 1819 nucleotides long. Its product is annotated as molybdenum cofactor sulfurase. Lineage: Eukaryota; Viridiplantae; Streptophyta; Magnoliopsida; Lamiales; Lamiaceae. The transcript has 2 exons. The coding region runs from base 110 to 1567 and encodes 485 amino acids. The record is from RefSeq and is a predicted model, not a curated record.
AAAUUUGAACAACACAAAAACAGGAAAUUGAAAACCCAAGUGUCCAAACACAUAGUACUCCUACUUAGAAUUAAGUCAUAAUCAACCCAAAAACUCAAAACUCACAAACAUGCAAGCACCAAAUUGCAUUAGAGAGGCAUGCUUCAACACCUGCUGCUCCCCUCCCCUCCUCCACACUUCCCCUCCGCCCUCCUCCGAUUUCGUCUCCGCCAUCGCCUCCACCCUCCACCCGCACAAGGUCUUCACCAACCACGAGUCGCUCCCCCCUCCGGGGGAGCUCCUCUCCGCCCUCACCGCCGCCGUCCCCAGCUACUCGAACAACUCCGCCGCCCAAGAAUACCGCCACCUCGGCCGCGUCUCCCUUGACUACAUCGGCCACGGCCUAUUCUCGUACGCCCAGGCCGAGACGCACGAGCGCUUCUUCGACUUCGCGUACGGCGGCGUGGAGACAGAACUCCACGCCGCCGCGAAACGGAGGGUCAUGAAAUACAUGAACCUCUCCGAAGAAGACUACGCGAUAGUGUUCACGGCGAAUCAGUCAUCGGCGUUCAGCCUCCUGGCCCAGUCGUACCCGUUCGAGUCCCAUCAGAACCUCGUCACGGUGUACGACCACGACAGCGAGGCGCUGAAGCCAAUGACUGACGCCGCAGGGAAAUGGCAUCAGUCCGCCACAUUUUCCUGGCCUGGCCUCAGGGUCAAUUCACGGAAAUUAAGGAAGAUUCUGAGAAGCAAAAAGGGCGGUUUGCUGGCGUUUCCGCUGCAGUCGAAGGUGAGUGGAGCUCGAUAUUCGUAUCAAUGGAUGAAUCUGGCGAGAGAGAAUGGGUGGCACGUUUUGCUCGAUGCAUCCGCUUUGGCAGCCAAGGAGAUGGAGACGUUAGGCCUCUCUCUAUUCCACCCGGACUUCAUAAUCUGCUCAUUCUUCAAGAUUUUCGGCAAAAACCCCUCUGGCUUCUGCUGCCUCGCCGUCAAGAAAUCGAGCGCUUCCGUUCUCAAACGGCCAUCCACCAACAUGGGGAUAGUCAACCUCGUACCAGAACCCAAAGCAGUGGAUGGAACAAAUAGCACAACAAAUGAUGAGGUGAUUGAGUUUGGGGGACUGGAUGAUGCGGAUGAAUUAGGAUUGAUUGGGAUCAGCAGGAGGGUGAGGUGCCUGGUGAACUGGGUGGUGAACGCGCUGCAAAGUCUGCGGCAUCCGGGGGAUCAGGGGCUGCCGCUGGUGGAGGUGUACGGGCCGGGGGUGAGGGUGGACCGGGGGGCCGCGGUGGCCUUUAAUGUGUGUGAUUGGAAGGGGGAGAGGGUGGACCCCGUAUUGGUACAGAAGCUGGCUGAUCGGACCAACAUCUCUCUCGGCAUUGGAUUUUUGAACAACAUAUGGAAAAAGAAGAGGAAAAGCCAAGAGGAUUGCGGCGUGGGACUGGGAGUGGUGUCGGCAUCGUUGGGGAUGCUGAGCGAUUUCCAAGAUGUGUACAGAUUAUGGGCGUUUGUUGCUAGGUUUUUGGACGCUGAUUUUGUGGAGAAGGAGAAAUGGCGUUACACUGCGCUUAAUCAGACAACUGUUGAGCUUUAACAUCUACUCUUGCUUCCGUUUCCGCUUCUCUUUCUCUUACCAAUUUUUAUUCACUUUAAUUUCUCGCUUUUCAAGCAUGCUUCAAAAUUGGUGUGGGAAUCGAAACUGGAACUGAUGUCAAGGCUGGUUACAAUUAAAAUUUUUUGGAACUUCUUCCAGCUGAGCUAGUUUAUUUUUUUGCUUAAUAGUAGUAUUUAAAUUAUGGAAUGAAUCAUAAUUUUAUCAAAUUUCAACUUUUUUUCUGUUUGUCAA